Molecule: messenger RNA, 4176 nt
Organism: Pipra filicauda (Wire-tailed manakin)
Lineage: Eukaryota; Metazoa; Chordata; Aves; Passeriformes; Pipridae
Gene: SMG8
Product: SMG8 nonsense mediated mRNA decay factor
Exons: 4
Coding region: 219-3446 (1075 amino acids)
Biological process (GO): nuclear-transcribed mRNA catabolic process, nonsense-mediated decay
Source: RefSeq, a predicted model, not a curated record
CAAAGAAAAGCAACAGUUUAAUGCACUAACAUUAUUAAAUGGAAAAGCUGCAGGAGUCAACAAACCAGCUUGGUUCUGUGGCUACAAAUAUACAAGGCAAUUGCACUGUGUAUUGCUUCUGGCUGGGGUCAGAUCACUGGUAAAGGCUGAACUGAUUAAAGGCAAAGUAACUCAAAGACUCCUUCAAAGUCAAGUUUAAGAGCUGGGGGGGUGGGGAGAUGUGCCUGUACUGUGACCCAGGUCAGGACACGGGCUGGCGAUGGAAUGCGAGUCCCGCCGUCCCUGCAUCCCGGUCUGGGGGAGCGCACCCCGCAUCCCGCCCCGCGCUCGCUGGGGACCAGAGCUGUCCAGGGUGGACGAUGUGCUGUCCAAUCCUCCGCGUCCCCCUCUCCCGCUGUCUCCACCCCGUUCUCAGCCGUUCCCUCCCCGAACCGCAUCCCCGGGGCGGGGCCGCCCAUGCGCGGGGCCGGGAGCGGGGCCGGGGCUCCGCCGCUUCCGGGCGGGAGCGGCAGCGGGAGUGGGAGUGGGGCUGGGUCCGGGGGAUGCCGCUGCCGGGCGGUGCCCCCCCCGGGGCCAUGGGCUCGGCCGUGGGGCCCAUGAGCCUGCGGGACCUGCUGCUGGCGGCCGAGGCGGGCGGCGCGGCGGGCGGCGAGGAGGAGGUGUGCGUGGUGGGCAUCUUCGGCAAGACGGCGCUGCAGCUCUGCUCCGAGAAGGAGGCCCUGGUGAGCACCGUGUGCGACCGGCAGGUCUUCCCGCUGUUCCCCGAGGAGGAUCCCGAGCCGGCGGACGGCGCGGCGGGGUCCGAGGGUGACCCGGCGAGCAAGGACUACAACCAGCUGCAGGCGUACUACAGCCAGGAGAGCCGCGUGCUGUACCUGGUGCUCACCUCCAUCUGCGACACGCCGCAGCUGCUCCGCGCCUGCGGGGACCUCACCGCGGCCGAGAACAGGGAGGCUGGGCCCGGACACCCCUCGGGAGGCCCGGCCCCGCUGCCCCACGCCGAGGCCCACGAGUUCUGGAAGCACCAGGAGAAGCUGCACUGCCUGAGCCUCCUCUACCUGUUCUCCGUGUGCCACAUCCUGCUGCUGGUGCAUCCCACCUGCUCCUUCGACAUCACCUACGACCGCGUGUUCAGGGCGCUGGACGGGCUGCGGCAGAAGGUGCUGCCCUCCCUCAAGGCUGCCAUCAAGGACUGCCCGGUGGGCAAGGAGUGGAAGCUCAACUGCAGGCCGUGCCCUCCGCGCCUCCUCUUCCUCUUCCAGCUCAACGGGGCUCUGAAGGUGGAUCCCCUCCCCAGCAGGGGCCAGGACCCCUGCAGUCACCUGGAAAAGCCACCCCCCAAGAAGCACUCCCCCAAGAGGAGGCUGCAGCACGCUCUGGAGGAUCAGAUCUACCGCAUCUUCCGCAAGAGCAGGGUGCUCACCAACCAGAGCAUCAACUGCCUGUUCACCGUGCCUGCCAACCAGGCUUUCGUGUACAUCGUGGCUGGGGGGCCCCAGGAUGGAGAUGACCCGGUGGCCAUGCUUCUCGACCAGCUCAGGAGCAACUGCACCAUGAGGGAGACCGACUCGCUGCUGACUCCCACGCUGUCGGGGCCCAGGAGGUACCAGAUGAUGCGGCACGGCCGGCAGCAGCUCUCCUUCCACGCAGAGAGCAGCAGCUCCAGCUCCAGCUCCUCUGGGCAGCUCGUGGACUGCACCCUCAAGGAGUUCUUGUGGCAGCACGUGGAGCUGGUGCUCAGCAAGAAGGGCUUCGAUGACAGCGUGGGGAGGAACCCGCAGCCCUCCCACUUCGAGCUCCCAACCUACCAGAAGUGGGUCGCUGCAGCUUUGAAACUGUACGAGGUGACCAUCGAGGGCAAAGACGACGACCCCACCUCUGGGGAGCUGAGCUCCAAGAUCAUGAGCAGCAUCAAAGUCUUGGAAGGCUAUUUAGACAUAGACACCAAGUUCUCAGAAAACCGUUGCCAGAAGGCUCUGCCCAUGGCCCACAGCGCCUACCAGUCCAACCUGCCCCACAAUUACACCAUGACGGUGCACAAGAACCAGCUGGCCCAGGCUCUGCGGGUGUACAGCCAGCACGCCCGGGGCCCGGCCUUCCACAAGUACGCCAUGCAGCUCAACGAGGACUGCUACAAGUUCUGGAGCAACGGGCACCAGCUCUGCGAGGAGCGGAGCCUGACGGACCAGCACUGCGUGCACAAGUUCCAUCUGCUCCCAAAAGCAGGGGAAAAGCCAGAAGCAGACAGAAAUCCUCCCAUCCUGUACCACAACAGCCGGGCUCGCUCCACUGGGGCCUGUAACUGUGGAAGGAAACAAGCUCCUCGGGAGGACCCCUUUGAUAUCAAAGCAGCUAAUUAUGACUUUUACCAGCUACUGGAAGAAAAGUGCUGUGGGAAACUGGAGCACAUCAACUUUCCCAUAUUUCAGCCGAGCACACCUGAUCCGGCGCCUGCUCGGGAUGAGUCCUCGCCUGCCCCUCCAGAGGGCGAGAUUGAGAAACUUAAAGAGAAGGAACCUCAGACUCAGGGAGAGAGCACAGGCCUGAGCUUAGCCCUCAGCCUGGGCCAGUCCACGGGCAGCCUGGGCACUUACCCCCCCGAUGCCCAGGGUGGAGGGGACAAUGCAGAGAGUCACGGCCAGAGCGGGGACUCCAAAAGUGAGAAGAGGCCGAGCCUGGUGGAUCGCCAGGCGUCCACUGUCGAGUACCUCCCCGGGAUGCUCCAUUCCAACUGCCCCAAAGGCCUCCUGCCCAAGUUCUCCAGCUGGUCACUGGUUAAGCUGGGGCCUGCUAAGGCUUAUAACUUCCACACUGGCUUAGAUCAACAAGGCUUUAUCCCGGGAACAAACUAUUUAAUGCCUUGGGACAUCGUCAUCAGGACGAGAACCGAAGACGAAGGAGACUUGGAUACCAAUUCCUGGCCUGCACCCAACAAGGCUGUUCCUGGAAAAAGGAGCGCGGUUGUGAUGGGAAGAGGGAGGCGGAGAGACGACAUCGCCCGAGCUUUCGUGGGGUUUGAGUACGAAGAUGCCCGUGGGAGGAGGUUCAUGUGUUCGGGGCCCGAUAAAGUCAUGAAGGUGAUGGGAGGGGGGCCAAAGGAAUCUGCCAUCAAAGCCCUCAAUUCCGACAUGCCGCUGUACAUCCUGUCCUCCACCCAGGGGCGAGGCCUCAAACCACACUACGCCCAGUUCAUGAGGCUCUUUGUGGUGGUUCCUGAUGCUCCGCUGCAGAUCACGUUAACGCCUCAGGUUCAGCCAGGGCCACCACCCUGUCCUAUAUUUUACCCUGAGAAGCAGGAAAUUACCCUUCCCUCUGAUGGACUGUGGGUGCUCAGGUUUCCUUACGCCUACGUGACGGAACGUGGACCCUGCUUUCCUCCCAAAGAAAGCCAACAGUUAAUGAGCUACAAAGUUCUCCGGGGAAUACUGAAAGCAGUUACACAAUAAGAGUUGUCCUGGUAGAUUUGGUUUAGGUUAAAAAGACCAUCUUCAAUCCAAUUCCUGGAUUUUGGUUCGUGCUGCCCAAGAGGUGUCACUGCGAUCGUGUGAAGCCCCACUGUAUCUCACUGGAACACAGACUGAAAAUAAAGUCUGAUAGCAAAGCAGAAAAAGGAAUCCGAGACGUGUAAAUUUUCCAUUUAUUAAGUUUUCAUAUGUAAAAAAUAAAUGCUGGUUUUCAUAAAGUACUGAUCCUGUAUUGCUAGAUGUUUUGAUGACAGUGCUUUUCCCCAUCCUAAAUACUUAGGGAUGUUUAAAAAUUAGCAUUGCCUGAAAUCAAGAGCUUCCUCUGUCAUAUUGAGUCAAUGAUGAGCAGAAUUUUUCUCUUCUUCUAAACAAGCUAUUUGUAUGCAGGCAAUAGAUGCUUUUAAUGUGAUAAUGGGAGAAAUAAUUUGUCUUUAAAAAAAGGUACUGCAGUUCUGAUGUGUACUAACAGCCAGAAACCACUUACCUAUAUCAAGUUGAAAUAUCUUGCACUAUUUGUAUUCAUCAAUUAGAUUUUGUUAAAAGGCCAACUUAAUUUCAUAUUUUGGAUUAACAGAUCUCUUUGGAAACUGAACCUGCUUGUAAAUUUUUGGAAAAUGCAGAGGUAAAUAAGCUGGAUCUCUAUAAAAAACUGCAGCUUAAUCGUCUCUAUAGCCUGACUUGUAGUGAUUAAACAGACUUUUGGUUGCUAAAA